AUGGCACUUGUCUUUUACAUAUCAACGGCAAUCAUAGCCUACGCCAUUGCCUUGGUCGUCUAUCGAUUGCGGUUUUCCAAGCUUGCAAAAUUUCCGGGUCCUCGGCUGGCGGCAGCAACACUCUGGUAUGAGUUUUAUUAUGAUGUUAUCUGCCGUGGAAAAUACAUCUUCAAGAUAGAGGAGAUGCACAAAACAUACGGACCCAUUGUUCGAAUCAGUCCUUUCGAAUUACACGUGAAUGAUCCCGACUUCUACGAUGCUUUGUAUUCCCACACUGCUCCCCGUAACAAGUAUGACUGGUUUGCCUCUCAAUUUGGUUACAUGGACACGGCAUUCAGCACUGUUGACCACGACGUUCAUCGGCCUCGUCGCAAGGCCAUCAGCCCUUACUUUUCCAAGAGCAAAGUGCGCGAGGCAGAGCCUAUUAUUGAAAAACUCGUCAAUAGACUCUGUGACCGCCUCACUGAUUUUCAAAAUACAAACACUCCCGUUGAUAUCGCGGCUGCCCUUUCUUGCUUUCUUGCAGAUGCUAUCAGUGAAUACACCAUAGGCAAGCCACUUCAUCUUCUGGAUGAUCCGAGCUUUGUACCACAUUGGAGAAAGUCAGUGGGCCAGAUGGCCGAGACAGCAGGAGUUGCAAAACAUAUACCGGCCAUCCACCUGAUAAGAACUAUACUCCCGGUGUCUUGGCUGUCAGCUCUCAUACCGGGGAUGGCGCUCAUCAAUGACUACAGUACGCAAUGUCGCAAGGAGAUUGACACCAUAAUCGAGAAUUCGGAGUCAGGCCACAAAAGCCUUGCAGAAAGAAACACACUUUUCGCCGAACUUGUGAACUCAGAUCUACCACCACAAGAAAAGAGUGCAGAGCGCCUUCAGCAUGAAAUGGAAAUCAUUCUAAGUGCUGCAACAGAAGCUCCUACUAUAGUACUGACUACCAUCACUUUCUAUCUUCUCAAUGAUCCAGAGAAACUUUCAAAAUUGAAACGAGAGCUGGCAGAGGCUGAGCGCUCUCAAGGCCAUCCGCUGACAACAGGCGUCAUAUAUGAAGGACUGAGAAUCGGACAUGGGGUUUCUGCACGACUCGCUCGAGUGGUCCCAGACCAACCUCUACCAUUUCAACUUUGGGUAAUCCCACCAAAUACUCCGGUUAGCAUGACAUCUGUGAUGAUUCAUCGCAACAGAGCUAUCUUUCCACAGCCUGACGAGUUUAUACCUGAGCGCUGGGUGAACAAAGAAGAGCGACACCAACUCAGUAGAUAUAUUAUAUCUUUCAGUAAAGGCUCGCGGAUGUGCGCUGGAGUAAACCUUGCAUUUGCGGAGUUUUAUCUGGCAACUGCAAAACUGUUCCAAAGACUGAAUAUGGAACUAUAUGAUACAACAGUGGACAACGUGACCCUUAAACAUGAUUUGAACAUUCCUCGGUGGAGUCUUGAUGGCCCUGAUGUCCAGGUCCUCAUAAAAUGAUUCCUUCGAGAGAUGGCUCCUAACACCGGUCAUCUACUAUAUCUACAAGCGCCACGAGUUCCUGUUCCAUUUUACGCUGUUUCGCGGUAAAUGAAUGGUUAGGGAAUCAGAUGAUUGGCGAAUAUUAUUGUCACAAGUUUACCGAGAAACCUUAAGACGCCCAGAACAUAUAGCUGUC
Messenger RNA from Aspergillus wentii DTO 134E9, 1642 nucleotides. RefSeq names its product cytochrome P450. Lineage: Eukaryota; Fungi; Ascomycota; Eurotiomycetes; Eurotiales; Aspergillaceae. The transcript is spliced from 6 exons. Gene Ontology annotation, molecular function: iron ion binding; monooxygenase activity; heme binding. The coding region runs from base 1 to 1464 and encodes 487 amino acids. The record is from RefSeq and is a predicted model, not a curated record.